Messenger RNA from Marmota flaviventris (yellow-bellied marmot), 2016 nucleotides. It is a transcript of the gene Utp6, whose product is annotated as UTP6 small subunit processome component. The record is from RefSeq and is a predicted model, not a curated record. Gene Ontology annotation, molecular function: snoRNA binding; protein binding. Gene Ontology annotation, biological process: maturation of SSU-rRNA from tricistronic rRNA transcript (SSU-rRNA, 5.8S rRNA, LSU-rRNA). Lineage: Eukaryota; Metazoa; Chordata; Mammalia; Rodentia; Sciuridae. Gene Ontology annotation, cellular component: Pwp2p-containing subcomplex of 90S preribosome; small-subunit processome.
UCAGUACGUGCGGGCUUUAAGGUUGGGACUGGAGACUAGAAGGUGGGCGCUUCCUGCGCCUGUUGCCUGCUGAGCUUCUCCUGCGGGGACGUCCGGUGCAGACCUCAUGGCGGAGAUAAUCCAGGAACGCAUAGAAGAUCGAAUCCCGGAAUUGGAACAGCUGGAGCGCGUUGGACUAUUCAGUCGUGCGGAGAUUAAGGCUAUCAUUAAGAAGGCUUCUGAUCUAGAAUACAAAAUACAGCGAAGAGCCCUUUUUAAGGAAGACUUUAUCAAUUAUAUUCAAUAUGAAAUUAAUCUUUUGGAAUUGAUCCAGAGAAGAAGAACACGCAUUAAAUAUUCAUUUAAGAAGGAUGAGAUUGAGCAUUCUAUUGUUCACCGGAUACAAGGUGUCUUCCGACGUGCUUCAGCAAAGUGGAAAGAUGAUGUUCAACUUUGGCUGUCCUAUGUUGUGUUUUGUAAGAAAUGGGCUACCAAAGCUCAACUUAGCAAGGUAUUCUCUGCCAUGUUGGCUAUUCAUUCAAAUAAGCCAGCUUUGUGGAUUAUGGCGGCCAAAUGGGAAAUGGAAGAUCGCUUAUCUUCUGAAAGUGCCAGGCAACUGUUUCUUCGGGCUCUGCGCUUUCAUCCAGAGUGUCCAAAACUCUAUCAAGAAUACUUCAGGAUGGAGCUGAUGCAUGCUGAGAAACUGAGGAAGGAAAAACAAGAAUUUGAAAAGGCUGACAUGGAUAUGGGGAGUUUUGAUCAUUCUGAAGAAAUCCUUAAUGGCGAGUUGGCUCGGAUCAUCUACAAAAAUUCUAUAAGCAAGAUUAAAGGUGCAGAAUUUCAUGUGUCACUUCUCUCAAUUGCACAGCUGUUUGAUUUUGCCAAAGAUCUACAAAAAGAAAUUUAUGAUGACCUUCAGGCUAUGCACACAGAUGACCCUCUCACUUGGGAUUAUGUGGCACGCCGAGAAUUAGAGAUCCAGUCACAACCAGGAGAUGAGCAGCCUCUGACAAAACAAGUCAGAGCAGCGGAGGUGGGCCGGAGGGAGGAGAGGUGCUGUGCUGUAUAUGAAGAGGCAGUGAAGACUCUGCCUACAGAGGGCAUGUGGAAAUGUUACAUCAAUUUUUGCUUGGAAAGAUUUUCUAAGAAGACGAGUAGUGAGUUCCUCAGAGGGAAGAGACUGGAAAGAACCAUGAUUUCAUUCAGGAAGGCACACGAACUCAAGCUCCUUUCAGAAUCCCAGUACAAGCAGUGGAUUGAGUUGUUGCUGCCCCGUGACUUCUUUACGGAAGCUCUGGAGGUGGCAGAAGCUGGGAUUGAAUUGUUCAAGGACUCUGUGACAAUGUGGCAGAUGAAGCUGCAGGUGCUGAUUGCCUCAAAGAGUCCUGACAUAGCCAUGUUUGUUGAAGAAGCCUUUGUGCACCUCAAACCCCAGGUUUGUUUGCCCUUAUGGAUUUCAUGGGCAGAGUGGAGUGAAGGUGCCCAAAGCCAUGAAGACACAGAAGCAAUCUAUAAGAAAGCUAUUUUAGCUAUCACAGGUACCAGCUCAGUAACUCUGAAGGAUAAAUACUUGGAUUGGGCAUAUCGAAUUGGUGGCAACAAAAAGGCCAGAACUGUGUUUAAAAGUUUACAGGAAAACCGGCCAUUUUCAGUAGAUUUUUUCAGGAAAAUGAUCCAGUUUGAAAAGGAGCAAGAAUCCUGCAAGAUGGCAAACUUAAGAGAAUAUUAUGAGAGAGCUUUGAGAGAGUUUGGAUCUGUAGAUUCUGAUCUUUGGAUGGACUACAUCAAAGAAGAAUUGAAUCACCCACUUGGUAGACCUGAGAAUUGUGGGCAGAUCUAUUGGCGAGCCAUGAAGAUGUUGCAGGGAGAGUCAGCAGAAUUGUUUGUAGCCAAACAUGCUAUGCAUCAGGCUGGACAUUAGUGAAGAGAAGAAUACAACGAACUUUGUAAAAUCCUCUUGCAAGCCUCCUGGACACUUUUGUAUUAUGAAUCAGUCUGUAAAUUGAGGUGACAGAUAAAAUGGCUGAUUGAUUUUGA